ACAACUUUGAUAGGAUAUCAACUUGUAACUUUUAAAUGAGCAGUGCAUGACGCGCAUAGAGCACGUCGCACUAACCAGGAGCAGAGCGCAAUACUCUUCAGUCGGCUACAACCUCCUCUUUCUUUCUAUUAUAAUAUAUAGGAGUAUUUCUUUCUUCAUUCCCUUCUUGUCUUUAUUUCUUUCUUUCAGUGAGUGUCGAGUUUCUCAUGAGAUUAUAUACGUUUUCGAACCGGUUGAUGCCACCCAUUUUCACACAUAAGACGACUUGGGAAACGCGUUCUGCGCGACAACUUUUCACCAGCAAGUUCUUCUGAAAGUGUCCAUCACUAGCUUCCUCUCACUGGGACCAUGGCGAUCUGUCCGCGGUUACUGCUGCUGCUCGGAUGGAGCUAUCUAUGCGGUGGAUAUUGCGCGAUGUUGAAAGAUCAUUUCACAGAUUUAAAAAUUAAAGGUACAUCUGGGCACUCUGGUGCGGCCCGGGGGGACAAAGACCGCUCAGAGAAGGACGAGCACGACCUACUUUUACAGGAUACUAUGACGGAACACAUGCAGAUGCUUUACGACCAAUACAACCGUGCAGGAUUUCCUUUCCAGGACGGGAAUACGGUCCGGAGCUUUAAAGCGCGCUGGGGCACCAUCAACAACCAGCAGUUCCAGAUCUUCAACCUGACCUCUCUCACCAAGUCAGAGGCCGUCCUGUCGGCCAUGCUCCACUACUACAUAGGAGACCUCCAGAACAGCACCCAGCACCAGGGCUGCAACAGCACCGCCAGGCCCAAGCCCAAGACCUGUGGAGAUCCGUCCCCAUCCCUGUCCCGCCACGGCCCCAGUAGACACAGUCAUGUCCAGAUGGGUGUGUGGAGCUUCGCCUCAGUGGAUAACCAUAUCAGGACUCUGGGCCACUUUGUGAUCAACGUGUCUACACUAUACAGGGACUUCAUCUCUUGGCAGUGGAAGGAUGUCACCCAGGUGGUGAACCAGGCCAAGCAUCAUGAUGAGCUGCUGAUCGGGAUAGACGUGGCAUUCCAGCCUGGACCCAGGCCCUGGGAGAAGCUCCUCUCAGACCGCUUUCCUUACAUCCUGGUCUACGCCAACGACUCGAGCAUCUCCGAACCUGAGAGCGUGGUGUCGACACUACAGAGUCAUCAGAGGCAUCAAACCACGAUGACCACGGAAGAAGGGGCAUUCGCCUCCGGCUUCCAUAAACUGGGGCUGCACGCUCAGAAUAGCACCGGCGCUCAACAACAGACGCCUCCUCACCGACGCCGGCGCUCGACUAGCGUCCUCCUCCCGCUCCAGAACAACGAGUUACCGGGGCCGGAGUACCCGUAUGAGACGAUGAGCUGGGACGAGAAUAGCCCCUACGAACCGCUGGAGAACAAGCCGGUCCGUCGGCCGAGGAAAAAGACGCGUGGUAAGAGCCAGAGGCACGGCGGUAAGAUGCCCCUGCUGCAGUUUGACGAGCAGACGAUAAAGAAGGCUCGUAAGAAGCAGUGGAACGAACCACGGAACUGUGCUCGUCGCUACCUGAAGGUGGACUUCGCAGACAUUGGCUGGAGCGAGUGGAUUAUAUCUCCCAAGUCUUUUGAUGCCUACUACUGCUCAGGAUCAUGCCAGUUCCCUAUGCCUAAGUCUCUGAAGCCUAGUAACCACGCCACCAUCCAGAGCAUUGUGAGAGCGGUAGGGGUGGUGUCUGGUAUCCCUGAGCCCUGUUGUGUCCCAGACAAGAUGUCUUCCCUCUCCAUCCUCUUCUUCGACGAGGACAAGAACGUGGUGCUCAAAGUCUAUCCAAACAUGACUGUGGACUCCUGCGCCUGCAGAUAGGGACAAUUAUCACACACACACACACACACCCACACAGGCACAUUCACAAAGAAACACACACACACACAGCCGGACAAUAAGAAAUGCUCUCUCUCUCUCUCUCGCUCGCUCUCUCUCGCUCGCCCGCUCUCUCUCUCUCUCUUUCUCUUUCUCUCUGUCAGUCUCUCUCUCUUUCCCUCUCUCCCUCUUUCUCUCUCUCUCCCUCUCGCUGUCUCUCUCAAAUCAAAUUUUGCAGAUGUUAUUGCAGGUGCAGUAAUACCUAGCAAUACAAAACAAUGCACACAAAUCCCAGAAAGUAAAAAGAAAGAAAUUAAGAAAUAUCAGAAAGAACAAUGUCAGAGUCUGGGAAUAUAAAUAUCUACACUGAGUGGACAAAACAUUAAGGACACCUGUUAUUUCCAUGACCGACUGACCAGGUGAAUCCAGGGGAAAUCAAUGAUCACUUUGUCACUUGUUAAAUCCACUUCAAUCAGUGUAGAUGAAGGAGAGUAGACAGGUUAAAGAGGGAUGUUUAAGCCUUGAGACAAUUGAGACAUGGAUUGUGUAUGUGUGCAUUAAUAGAAAAUAUAGACAUUAUGGACUUUAUAUGGAUAGAAAAGGUGUGUACAGCAGUAGUAAUAUAGGAUGAACCAGGACUAGAAUACAGUAUUAUACAUAUGAAGUGGACAGCAGUAGUUAUAUAGGAUGAACCUUCACUAGAAUACAGUAUAUACAUAUAAAGUGGGUGAAACAGUAUGUAAACAUUAUUAAAGAGACCAGUGUUCAAUGACUAUGUACACAGGGCAGAGUACCCUGCCCCCUAGAGUGGUAGCUGGCUAGUAACAGUGACUAAGGUUCAGGGUACUAGAGUGGUAGCUGGCUAGUAACAGUGACUAAGGUUCAGGGUACUGAGUGGUAGCUGGCUAGUAACAGUGAAUAAGGUUCAGGGUACUGAGUGGUAGCUGGCUAGUAACAGUGACUACGGUUCAGGGUACUGAGUGGUAGCUGGCUAGUAACAGGGACUAAGGUCCAGGGUACUGAGUGGUAGCUGGCUAGUAACAGUGACUAAGGUUCAGGGCAGGGUACUGAGUGGUGGCUGGCUAGUAACAGUGAAUAAGGUCCAGGGUACUGAGUGGUAGCUGGCUAGUAACAGUGAAUAAGGUCCAGGGUACUGAGUGGUAGCUGGCUAGUAACAGUGACUAAGGUUCAGGGUACUGAGUGGUAGCUGGCUAGUAACAGUGAAUAAGGUUCAGGGUACUGAGUGGUAGCUGGCUAGUAACAGUGACUAAGGUUCAGGGUACUGAGUGGUAGCUGGCUAGUAACAGUGACUAAGGUUCAGGGUACUGAGUGGUAGCUGGCUAGUAACAGUGACUAAGGUUCAGGGUACUGGGUGGUAGCAGGCUAGUAACAGUGACUAAGGUUUAGGGUACUGAGUGGUAGCUGGCUAGUAACAGUGACUAAGGUUCAGGGUACUGAGUGGUAGCUGGCUAGUAACAGUGACUAAGGUUCAGGGUACUGAGUGGUAGCUGGCUAGUAACAGUGACUAAGGUUCAGGGUACUGAGUAGUAGCUGGCUAGUAACAGUGAAUAAGGUUCAGGGUACUGGGUGGUAGCUGGCUAAUAACAGUGACUAAGGUUCAGGGCAGGGUACUGAGUGGUAGCUGGCUAGUAACAGUGAAUAGGGUUCAGGGUACUGAGUGGUAGCUGGCUAGUAACAGUGACUAAGGUUCAGGGUACUGAGUGGUAGCUGGCUAGUAACAGUGACUAAGGUUCAGGGUACUGAGUGGUAGCUGGCUAGUAACAGUGACUAAGGUUCAGGGCAGGGUACUGAGUGGUAGCUGGCUAGUAACAGUGACUAAGGUCCAGGGUACUGAGUGGUAGCUGGCUAAUAACAGUGACUAAGGUUCAGGGCAGGGUACUGAGUGGUAGCUGGCUAGUAACAGUGACUAAGGUUCAGGGCAGGGUACUGAGUGGUAGCUGGCUAGUAACAGUGACUAAGGUUCAGGGCAGGGUACUGAGUGGUAGCUGGCUAGUAACAGUGAAUAAUGUUCAGGGUACUGAGUGGUAGCUGGCUAGUAACAGUGAAUAAGGUCCAGGGUACUGAGUGGUAGCUGGCUAGUAACAGUGACUAAGGUCCAGGGUACUGAGUGGUAGCUGGCUAAUAACAGUGACUAAGGUUCAGGGCAGGGUACUGAGUGGUAGCUGGCUAGUAACAGUGACUAAGGUUCAGGGCAGGGUACUGAGUGGUAGCUGGCUAGUAACAGUGACUAAGGUUCAGGGUACUGAGUGGUAGCUGGCUAGUAACAGUGACUAAGGUUCAGGGCAGGGUACUGAGUGGUAGCUGGCUAGUAACAGUGACUAAGGUCCAGGGUACUGAGUGGUAGCUGGCUAGUAACAGUGACUAAGGUUCAGGGCAGGGUACUGAGUGGUAGCUGGCUAGUAACAGUGAAUAAUGUUCAGGGUACUGAGUGGUAGCUGGCUAAUAACAGUGACUAAGGUUCAGGGUACUGAGUGGUAGCUGGCUAGUAACAGUGACUAAGGUUCAGGGUACUGAGUGGUAGCUGGCUAGUAACAGUGACUAAGGUUCAGGGCAGGGUACUGAGUGGUAGCUGGCUAGUAACAGUGACUAAGGUUCAGGGCAGGGUACUGAGUGGUAGCUGGCUAGUAACAGUGACUAAGGUUCAGGGUACUGAGUGGUAGCUGGCUAGUAACAGUGACUAAGGUUCAGGGCAGGGUACUGAGUGGUAGCUGGCUAGUAACAGUGACUAAGGUCCAGGGUACUGAGUGGUAGCUGGCUAGUAACAGUGACUAAGGUUCAGGGCAGGGUACUGAGUGGUAGCUGGCUAGUAACAGUGAAUAAUGUUCAGGGUACUGAGUGGUAGCUGGCUAAUAACAGUGACUAAGGUUCAGGGUACUGAGUGGUAGCUGGCUAGUAACAGUGACUAAGGUUCAGGGUACUGAGUGGUAGCUGGCUAGUAACAGUGACUAAGGUUCAGGGCAGGGUACUGAGUGGUAGCUGGCUAGUAACAGUGACUAAGGUUCAGGGCAGGGUACUGAGUGGUAGCUGGCUAGUAACAGUGACUAAGGUUCAGGGCAGGGUACUGAGUGGUAGCUGGCUAGUAACAGUGAAUAAGGUUCAGGGCAGGGUACUGAGAGGAGGCCGUCUAGUGGUGACUGUUUAACAGUCCGAUGACCUGGAGCAGUUUUUCAAUCUCUCGGCCAUAGCUUUGAUGCACCUGUCCUGUCUCCUCCUUCUAGAUGGUAGAGGGGUGAACAGGCCGUGGCUCGGGUGGCUGAGGUCCUUGAUGACCUUCUAGAUGGUAGCGGGGUGAACAGGCCGUGGCUCGGGUGGCUGAGGUCCUUGAUGACCUUCUAGAUGGUAGCGGGGUGAACAGGCAGUGGCUCGGGUGGCUGAGGUCCUUGAUGAUCUUCUAGAUGAUAUCAGGGUGAACAGGCCGUGGCUCGGGUGGCUGAGGUCCUUGAUGAUCUUCUAGAUGAUAUCAGGGUGAACAGGCCGUGGCUCGGGUGGCUGAGGUCCUUGAUGAUCUUCUAGAUGAUAUCAGGGUGAACAGGCCGUGGCUCGGGUGGCUGAGGUCCUUGAUGAUCUUCUAGAUGAUAUCAGGGUGAACAGGCCGUGGCUCGGGUGGCUGAGGUCCUUGAUGAUCUUCUAGAUGGUAGCGGGGUGAACAGGCCGUGACUCGGGUGGCUGAGGUCCUUGAUGAUCUUCUAGAUGGUAGCGGGGUGAACAGGCCGUGACUCGGGUGGCUGAGGUCCUUGAUGACCUUCUAGAUGGUAGCGGGGUGAACAGGCAGUGGCUCGGGUGGCUGAGGUCCUUAAUGACCUUCUAGAUGGUAGCGGGGUGAACAGGCCAUGGCUGAGGUCCUUAAUGACCUUCUAGAUGGUAGCGGGGUGAACAGGCCGUGGCUCGGGUGGCUGAGGUGAUUUUUUUGGCCUUCCUGUGACACCGGGUCCUGUAGAUGUGCUGGAGGGCAGGCGGUGUUCCCCCAGUGAGGCGUUGAGCAGACCGCACCACCCUCUGAAGAGCCCUGCGGUUGCGGGCGGUGCAGUUGUCGUACCAGGCGGUGAUUUAGCCUCACAGGAUGCUCUCAGUGGUGCGUCUGUAGAAGUUCGGGAGGGUCGUAGAGGCCAAGCCACAUUUCUUCAGCCUCCACUCACAGACACAAACACACGCCCAGACACAAGCACACACACACACACACAGAACAACCUCUCUGCAACAAAGCCACCUAGUGAUUACUGUCACCUAUCUAAAUGGAGAUGAGAUGGUUGGUUGAUUAACCUUUUCAGGAAAGGACUGCUGGACCUCCUAUUGGAAGCCUGAAGCACCCUGGAGAAUACUGAAGCACUCUGGAGAAUACUGAAGCAUCCUGGAGAGUACUGAAGCAUCCUGGAGAAUACUGAAGCACCCUGUAGAGUACUGAAGCACUCUGGAGAAUACUGAAGCAUCCUGGAGAAUACUGAAGCACUCUGUAGAAUACUGAAGCCCUCUGUAGAGUACUGAAGCACUCUGGAGAAUACUGAAGCACUCUGGAGAAUACUGAAGCACUCUGUAGAAUACUGAAGCAUCCUGGAGAAUACUGAAGCAUCCUGUAGAAUACUGAAGCACCCUGGAGAAUACUGAAGCACCCUGGAGAAUACUGAAGCACCCUGUAGAGUACUGAAGCACCCUGGAGAAUACUGAAGCACUCUGGAGAAUACUGAAGCACCCUGGAGAAUACUGAAGCACUCUGGAGAAUACUGAAGCAUCCUGGAGAAUACUGAAGCACUCUGUAGAAUGCUGAAGCACUCUGGAGAAUACUGAAGCAUCCUGGAGAAUACUGAAGCAUCCUGUAGAAUACUGAAGCACCCUAGAGAAUACUGAAGCACUCUGUAGAGUACUGAAGCACUCUCUAGAAUACUGAAGCACCCUGUAGAGUACUGAAGCAUCCUGGAGAAUACUGAAGCACCCUGUAGAAUAAUGAAGCAUCCUGGAGAGUACUGAAGCGCCCCGUAGAAUACUGAAGCAUCCUGGAGAAUACUGAAGCACCCUGUAGAAUACUGAAGCAUCUUGGAGAAUACUGAAGCAUCCUGGAGAAUACUGAAGCAUCCUGGAGAGUACUGAAGCAUCCUGGAGAGUACUGAAGCACUCUGUAGAAUACUGAAGCACCCUGGAGAAUACUGAAGCAUCUUGGAGAAUACUGAAGCAUCCUGGAGAAUACUGAAGCACCCUGUAGAAUACUGAAGCAUCCUGGAGAAUACUGAAGCACUCUGUAGAGUACUGAAGCACUCUGGAGAAUACUGAAGCAUCCUGUAAAAUACUGAAGCAUCCUGUAGAAUACUGAAGCACCCUGUAGAAUACUGAAGCACCCUGGAGAAUACUGAAGCAUCCUGUAGAAUACUGAAGCAUCCUGUAGAAUACUGAAGCACUCUGGAGAAUACUGAAGCAUCCUGUAGAAUACUGAAGCAUCCUGGAGAAUACUGAAGCACUCUGUAGAGUACUGAAGCACUCUGGAGAAUACUGAAGCAUCCUGUAGAAUACUGAAGCACUCUGGAGAAUAAACAACUCACUAGUCUCAUCUUCUUCAUCAUCACGUCCCUCAUCACCAACCUCAUCAUCAGAGUUUCUUGCCUGUUUGAACACAAUAAAACAGGACCUACUGCAGAUUGAGAGAUUGAAAUUCAAACAGAAUGAAAGAUUUAGGAACUCCAGAUCGGUUUCCUGAUAGAUCUGGACUAACACAGAACCUCAGUAGACUACUGUCUCAGUGGGACUAACACAGGACCUCAGUAGACUACUGCCUCAGCGGGACUAACACAGAACCUCAGUAGACUACUGCCUCAGCGGGACUAACACAGAACCUCAGUAGACUGCUGCCUCAGUGGGAUUAACACAGAACCUCAGUAGACUACUGUCUCAGUGGGACUAACACAGGACCUCAGUAGACUACUGCCUCAGUGGGACUAACACAGGACCUCAGUAGACUACUGUCUCAGUGGGACUAACACAGGACCUCAGUAGACUGCUGUCUCAGUGGGAUUAACACAGGACCUCAGUAGACUACUGUCUCAGUGGGAUUAACACAGGACCUCAGUAGACUGCUGUCUCAGUGGGAUUAACACAGGACCUCAGUAGACUGCUGUCUCUACUGGGAUUAACACAGGACCUCAGUAGACUACUGUCUCAGUGGGAUUAACACAGGACUUCAGUAGACUACUGUCUCAGUGGGAUUAACACAGGACCUCAGUAGACUACUGUCUCUACUGGGACUAACACAGGACCUCAGUAGACUACUGUCUCAGUGGGACUAACACAGGACCUCAGUAGACUACUGUCUCAGUGGGACUAACACAGGACCUCAGUAGACUACUGUCUCAGUGGGACUAACACAGGACCUCAGUAGACUGCUGUCUCUACUGGGAUUAACACAGGACCUCAGUAGACUACUGUCUCAAUGGGACUAACACAGGACCUCAGUAGACUACUGUCUCAGUGGGACUAACACAGGACCUCACUAGACUACUGUCUCUGUGGGAUUAACACAGGACCUCAGUAGACUACUGUCUCAGUGGGACUAACACAGGACCUCAGUAGACUUCUGUCUCUGUGGGAUUAACACAGGACCUCAGUAGACUACUGUCUCAGUGGGACUAACACAGGACCUCAGUAGACUACUGUCUCAGUGGGACUAACACAGGACCUCAGUAGACUACUGUUUCUACUGGGAUUAACACAGGACCUCAGUAGACUACUGCCUCAGCGGGAUUAACACAGGACCUAAGUAGACUACUGCCUCAGCGGGAUUAACACAGAACCUCAGUAGACUACUGUCUCAGUGGGAUUAACACAGGGCCUCAGUAGACUACUGUCUCAGUGGGAUUAACACAGGACCUCAGUAGACUACUGUCUCAGUGGGAUUAACACAGGACCUCAGUAGACUGCUGUCUCAGUGGGACUAACACAGGACCUCAGUAGACUACUGCCUCAGCGGGAUUAACACAGGACCUCAGUAGACUACUGUCUCAGUGGGAUUAACACAGGACCUCAGUAGACUACUGUCUCAGUGGGAUUAACACAGGACCUCAAUAGACUACUGUCUCAGUGGGAUUAACACAGGACCUCAGUAGACUGCUGUCUCAGUGGGACUAACACAGGACCUCAGUAGACUACUGUCUCAGUGGGACUAACACAGGACCUCAGUAGUCUACUGCCUCAGUGGGACUAACAGAGGACCUCAGUAGACUACUGCCUCUACUGGGAUUAACACAGGACCUCAGUAGACUACUGCCUCAGUGGGAUUAACACAGGACCUCAGUAGACUACUGUCUCUACUGGGAUUAACACAGGACCUCAGUAGACUACUGUCUCAGUGGGAUUAACACAGGACCUCAGUAGACUACUGUCUCAGUGGGACUAGCACAGGACCUCAGUAGACUACUGUCUCAGUGGGACUAACACAGGACUUCAGUAGACUACUGUCUCUACUGGGAUUAACACAGGACCUCAGUAGACUACUGUCUCUACUGGGAUUAACACAGGACCUCAGUAGACUACUGUCUCAGUGGGACUAACACAGGACCUCAGUAGACUACUGCCUCAGUGGGACUAACACAGGACCUCAGUAGACUACUGCCUCUACUGGGACUAACACAGGACCUCAGUAGACUACUGCCUCAGUGGGACUAACACAGGACCUCAGUAGACUGCUGCCUCAGUGGGACUAACACAGGACCUCAGUAGACUACUGCCUCAGUGGGACUAACACAGGACCUCAGUAGACUACUGCCUCAGUGGGACUAACACAGGACCUCAGUAGACUGCUGCCUCUACUGGGUUGAGCAGAAACUUUUCCUCUUACGGAAGAGGUCAGACACAUGCUAUAUCCUAACUCCUUCCACCCCAGUUCUGAAUAGUUUUAUAUUCUCUCCUCCUCCUCCUCCCAGCUUCACGUCCCCCUCUCCUCCUCCUCCUCCUCUCCUCCUUCUCCUCCCAGCUUCACGUCCCCCUCUCCUCCUUCUCCUCCUCCUCCUCCUCCCACCUUCACGUCCCCCUCUCCUCCUCCUCCUCUCAUCCUCUUCCUCCUCUCCUCUCUGUACGACAUGGCUAUAUGUUACAGUGUCUAUGUCCUUAACUAUUUUCUUGUUACUUACUGUAUAUGAACCUCAUGUAUACAUACAUACAUAUUGCCUUGGCUGCUAUAGAGAGAGAUGCUAUUCCAAAGCCAUAUAUUGUGGUGUAGAGUGCAUUACAUACAUCUGUUUAUUUCAGAUUGUUGAUCCAUAAAAUAUACAUAUUGAUAGACUUUCUUUAAAUAUUGAAUAAAGAAAGUAAGCUAUAUUUCAUACAUUCAGGGCUUGGAAAGGAAUGGUCAACGUCAUGAACAAAAAAAAAACGGUCUGUUUUAUUAAGCAAUAUGCUUCUAGGCUAUAGCCUAGAAUAUUGAUAGACUUUCUUUAAAUAUUGAUAAUAAUAUAUAUAUUAUCAUAUAUAAAUAUUAAAUAUGGCUAUAGCCUAGGUUUUUUUUUUCUGUGCAUAUCUUGUAUUAAUUGUUGUAGUUGAAUGUGCUUUGUGCUGCUACUUCGCAUUCCGCCAAGUGUAACAGCACCCACUAUCUGAGAGGAGGACCUGGCUUGAUCUGAGAGGAGGACCUGGCUUGAUCUGAGAGGAGGACCUGGCUUGAUCUGAGAGGAGGACCUGGCUUGAUCUGAGAGGAGGACCUGGCUUGA
This is a messenger RNA of Salvelinus fontinalis (brook trout), 10526 nucleotides long. Its product is annotated as bone morphogenetic protein 3-like. Lineage: Eukaryota; Metazoa; Chordata; Actinopteri; Salmoniformes; Salmonidae. Bases 349 to 1824 code for a protein of 491 amino acids. Gene Ontology annotation, cellular component: extracellular region. Gene Ontology annotation, molecular function: cytokine activity; growth factor activity. The transcript has 3 exons. The record is from RefSeq and is a predicted model, not a curated record. Gene Ontology annotation, biological process: SMAD protein signal transduction; BMP signaling pathway.